AUGUUUAAGCUAUCGCGACGACGCGACCACUCCGUUCAGCCUCUCACGAAGGAAACGGCCGACCCCAAUGCCGCAUCUGCCGCUGCAUCCGCUUUCAUACGAGGCAAUCCAACCCCGUCAUCAUCUCUGUCUUCAGCAGCUGCCGCUGCCGCCUUACGAGCGCAGCCAAGUGCACCGACAAAUGUUGCAGAAAUUUCCUCGAAAAGAAGCCAGCGGCGCACUUCCUCGGUGUCAUCCCCUGCCGGCCGCGACCGAGGCAAGAGUAAGCAGCAGAGAAGCCCUAGCGUGAGUUCCAUGAGCGAACGAACGUUUCGACGAUCACCAUCGCCUGGUCGCACGCCUCUUGGGAAGCAAGAUGUACCCCCCAUGCCCAGCAUCCCUGCCUCUAAGGCCGUCUCAAUUCCGUUGCAGACUCAAAAUUUCCAAACCGCAAGCCAGAAAUCGCAUGGCCAACAGCAAGGCUCUUGGUUUGGGGCCCCCAUCAGUCAGAAUGCAUACAAAGAGAAGGAGACAGAAGCGCUGUCAAAAUUGCCACCGGACUUACCUGAAUCUCGCUCGGGGAGUGUUAGUUCAUCGAUCAACUUCUCAUAUCCUCGCGCACGAAUAACAUACGACUCGCACAUGACAUCCGAACCCGAUCUUGUCUAUGACCCGAAUUCAAGAAGAAUGGUCCCGAAGGAUUCACUUGUGCAAUCGAGCCAUCCAACUGACGGUACUGCUAUAAAAUCGAUAGAGAAAGCAAAGGGAACAAAAGCAGCCAAUCCGGGCCAUAUGCCACAAGAGCCAUACAAUGAAACGAAGCUCAUAAUGCCCAGCAGCAUUCAGCCAGAACCCUUUUCAAUGACGACUGGCCCAUCCUAUGCGGCUGGUGCAUCUCUGAGGAGGGAGAGUCCGGAUGAUGACUCCAGCUUUAACAUCCCGAUGCCGACAACGGCAACGGAAACGCUAUCACAGGAGACGGAACUUGAAGUCGAAGGACCUCGGGAUUGGCAAAAUCAGAAUAGUUCUCCAAACGAAGCUUCCGAAUUUGUUAUCGAGCCAAAUUUGACAACCGGCUUGGCGAGCUGGGACAAUACGAAGAGCGAAGUACCCUUUUCCUAUGCUGGAUCCGGUUCAGAGACAUCCGUACGAUCAGCUCAUUUUGCAUCGUCAACUGAUCAGCCAGUCGUUAAACAUGAACCUCCUCCGCGGUCUCUGUCUCCUAGGAAGUCAGCCCUAAAAUCCGCCAUUUCGAGCAGAGGAAAUCAAUCCUCACAUCCUAAUGAGAAUAUGGAGUAUUCAAUCACAGGCACUUCUCACUUUAACAAGGAUGAUUCUGUUGCAAGUCAGAGAAAAGGUGCUAGAGUAAGCUGGAACGACAACAGCACAGUUGUAGUUGCUGAACCUAGCAAGUUUGAAGAAGAAGAUUUCGCAGCAGUGCACAGCCUUCAAUCAAGACAGAAUACACAGGGCACCUUUGACAGUUUGAAAGCGAGCAGGACAUCUUCACUGCAAGAAGAUGAACUAAUGUCUCCUCGACCGGCGCUUCCGUUAUUUGGAAGCGUGCGUGACAAAAAGGGGAAGGAGCCCGAGGAACGGCAGCUUGUUCGUCCUCGUGAGCAUUCGCUUUCCCCACAACCACUACCGCCGUCCAAUUCUCAAACGCCAUAUUCUACCGCUAAAAACGAAGUUCCCUCGCCUAUAGAGUCGACAAAGUCGUUGCAUUUUGGUCGCGGACAGACUCCAAGAAAUGUCGCCAACAUAUCCAGAUAUCGGGAACCACUACCAGCCAUCAUUGCAUCUACCGAAAGUCUUGGACAUGUGAGCGAAGAUAUGUAUAGUUCCGGGGAUGAGCUGUUUGAAGAUGUCUGCACAGGCACCGAACAGUCAAUGGUUCAAAAAUCGUCGAAAGUUGUAUCUUCAGACUCAAGCCCCCUCUCUGACAUGUCUCCUGAUGAGACUUCAAAGGUAAAUUCAAAGGCAGCCGAUAGAUCGCCAGGCAAUUCAAGUUCAGAUACGGAUCCUUUGUUGAUGCAUCGGGAUGUUUUGCCUACAACUGAGCCGAACUCUCUUCCGGGAAGUUUCCCAGUUGAUGACGAUGUCUCUAAGCCCCAUAUAGACGACGCAAACGAAUCCAUCACGUCUGUGUUGGCACAGACUUCAAGGUAUAAGACUGGCAUCCAGGAAGACGAGGAAUCAGAUAAGGAUAGUAUUUACAGCGAUGCAUAUGAAGACCUAUCCGAAGCUGGCGAUGGUGGAUUCAUAUCCCUUGAUGCAGCACUGGUCGACUCACCAUUGCUAAGCAUGGGCGGCAACGAAUCAAGGAUCAAUGCAAGCACUGGGGGAAUGCCGUUGGAUAAAACCACCAGUGCUCCCAUUCAAUCAUCUGAUGACUGGGAGAAGGCUAAAGCAUACUGGAAAAGCCUUACAUCUGAGGAAAGACGCCAGCUCGAAAUAGAGGCACUUCGGGAAGCUGAUGAUGAGGCUGUGCGGGAGCGUGUACCGACAAAGCGAACUACAACCUUGGCUAAUGUCUCUAAGAACCCCUCUAAUUCGGAACAGAGAGGUCAACGUCACCAAUCCCAACAAGAUCACCUAUUGCGAACCGAAUUAGUAUCAGUAUCACCUGGAGAAGCAAGGCAGCAAUCAAUGCCGUUUCAAACCCCCGUCUCGGGCCGUGCUGGUUUCAAACCAGCUGAUGGAUCUCGAAAUUCGUCCAAAAAGAAUACUACAAUGGAAAUGAAAAGGGGAGAAGAGCCCAUGAGACACACUGAUUUUUCUGAGGCGUCAAAAAGAACAUACGGCACACAACCCGACGACAGAGCCUACGGUAAACAUCAAGUCUACUUUACGACGCCGAGGAUCCGAUUCCAGCAUCACUCAGCUGCACCAGCCGCUCCUUCUCGGUCAUUAGCAGAGAAUUCAAGGCAUCAGCCAUUCCAACGACACUCGGUCGCGCCACAUAUCAACCAAUCUCUAUCGAGAAAAGACGAGGAUUCGACAUAUGGCGAUCACAUCUCAGACUCUAGCGAUGACGACAUGAACACAACCCCAUUGACGAAUGGCUCUAUCACGGGUGAUGAAUAUGAACCCGUUCAUUCGAGGUUGAAGCAGUCUAUUCUUAAUAUGUAUGCACGCAACAACCCUCCUGACCAAAAUUCUAGUGCCAGCGCAGGUUUCAACUCCAGUUUGCCAAAACACGAUGGGCCAAAACUGAGAGGUGACCAAUUCCACAAUGAGGAGAAUGCCCAUAUACCUCUUGAUCAGUUGUCUGAGGCCUCGCCUCGCCGACCAGGGCUCAUCUCCACGCUCAGGCGCAAGAGUUAUGGGAAUUUCAGAGAUUCCAGCAAUGCUGCCACACUGCAGCAAAACACUGAAGCCGCAACGUCUACACGAAACAGCGUCAUACCCAACCAUGCAAUAGGCUGGCCAUUGCAGAAUGGGAAGGGCGAGGCGAAUGAAGCUUCAAUGACGUCACCGCUUGGAGACACAGGAAGACGAUCCGCAGCUAGUGGCUCUGUUCCCAAGGAUGAACUGACGUCAGAACCCCGCCAUCAACAUGAGCUUCAGCUUUAUGAAGGUAGCUCUGAUGCAAACCACGCUAAUACUCUCCUAUCACAAGAACCUAAGCGAAAGAAGUUUAACAGCUUAAGAAAAAUGUUUAAAAUUAAUAAUUAG
Molecule: messenger RNA, 3657 nt
Organism: Trichoderma virens Gv29-8
Lineage: Eukaryota; Fungi; Ascomycota; Sordariomycetes; Hypocreales; Hypocreaceae
Exons: 4
Coding region: 1-3657 (1218 amino acids)
Source: RefSeq, a predicted model, not a curated record